Trichobilharzia regenti is the source of this 423-nucleotide messenger RNA. The record is from the annotation of a GenBank genome assembly. NCBI's taxonomy places the organism in Eukaryota, Metazoa, Platyhelminthes, Trematoda, Strigeidida, Schistosomatidae.
AUGUUCAUCAAGAGGACAUUUCACGUUGUUAACACAAUAGCAGUUUUAGUCAUCGGAUUCUAUGCAGCUCAGUCUAUCGAUAAGAAUGUUGGGCCCAUAAAAUGCUACAAUUGCACUGACUGCUUCACUGUUAAUGCAAACACAAGCAUAGUGGAUGGUUGUGGUGGAUGUACAAUAAAAGCCACUGUCACCGAUAUUGUGCGAGGGUGUGUUGCAUCAUGUACGCCUGAAAAUUUUCAUGGGCCAUAUUGUUGUACUACAAACCUUUGCAACAACAGAAAAGAAUUCAAAGAAAUGCCAGAUAUUCUAGAACAUCAAAACAGUGAUAGUCAACUUCCUGUUCUUCCACAACAAACCACACCAUCAGUGUUGAAAGUAGUAUCAACUACUACACUGACAAACACUCAGAUGAUGCUGAUGUAA